GCCAGCUGUCAGUGGACUGGCGGUCCUUGUAGCGAGUACACGUGCCUGCACAGUCACUCCUCAGCAAGGCACUAUUGGAAAUGCAGCGACAAAAUGUCUUGAUGCUUCUUUUUGUGGUAUUCUACUUAUGCAGAUGACUUACUGUUGAAGUUUGUUGGAGGUUUUCAUUGAAAGAAAAAAAAGAAAAUCAGUGAUAAUUUGUUAUGGACUGGUCUUCUAGUGAAUGCAGAUGUAACCUACAGUAAUCCAGCAAUUGAACUUAAUGGACACUUGGACAUUUUAUUGGGGAAAAAUCUACGAUAGCCAAGAUCAAAUUUUUCAGAAAAACAACAAGGAGUUGAAAUUCAGGGUGUUACUUCUGCUAGAUGGUGUAUGGAAACACUGUAUUUUAUAUGAGAAAGGAUAAAUGAUAGCAGGAAAGUUUAAGAUUCCCAGAAAUACUUAAUAGCUAAAGUGACUAGUGAACUACAUAUAAAAAAGAGAUUGAAAAGACACUAUAUUUAAUUAUUAAACAUGGAAUAUAUGCAAUGUCACAAAGAAAUGUCCUGCUUCAAUUGACAAGAGCUGGUAAAUUCACUACAAUCACAUGUAUGUCGCAGGUCCCGGCAUUUUGAAUGAGUUGAAAAACACUACAAGUACUUUUCAGUACAAUAUAUUCAAUAUAUUUGGGGUACAACAACACUUAACUGGAUGAAAAUUUCAGAAAAGCAGCUGUUUAUAUUAUAAAAAAUACCUUUUUUGUGUGAAACUUUGCAUAAAGCACUCAGUAAGUAGGAUACAGUGCAGCAAUAAAUGACAUUCUGAGGCAACAAAAAGUCACCUGGAAGUGAAGUAGAAGAUAACAUUCUUUCAUCAGGAAAAAGCCAAAUACAAGGAUUCUCCAUUCAAAGACGUGAUCUCUUCUUCAAAAUGUCAGAUAUAAUCUAUCCUGACAGGCGGUAACAAAAAAGUGAAAAUCAAUAAAUUAAUAAUUGAGAUUAUGACAAAAAGUGAAAAUCUCAAAAAACUCGAUAAGUAAUAAACAUUAUAGACACUAUGGCAGCAGUUGAACAGAUCCCACAGCCUCCACACUUGUCUUGCUGGAAAAGCAUCACAGUUCUGAUGAUUAUGUCUCUUAAUUCCGCAUUUGGACUCAUCUGUCAACAAUGUGCUGGAUUCACCGAUCUCCGUCACUCCAGUCUUCGGGAUGCCAUUGAUAACCUUGUGUGCACAAAUAUCGACAGAAAUUCUGAUGGCUUUGUGAAGUGUCCCGAUGACGCCCACUCCUGUUAUGCCAGCUUGCAGAUACAGGCCACUUAUGCCACAGCGUAUACAGGGAAAGAACAGCAUUUUUACACUGGGUCUGUUGUCAAAGACUGCCACCAGGGAAAACCACACAAGACAGCCUGCAAGCCAAGUCUGGAGGCAGGAUUUCACUGCCAACAGGGUUGCAAUGGGGACAAAUGCAACCAGAAAUUCUUCUCAAUUCCUUUCAUAAAGUCUCAGCAGACAACAACUGAGCUGAUGAUUCGCUACAAAACUGGAGUCAUUGUGGAAACCAUGCAUGUGAAAGAUGGCAACAAACUCAGAAAAGGAAAGAGUAAUUCUAAGGAUUCAAAUCAUGCCAAGAACUCUAGUUCAAGAACUCAUACAAAUCUUUUAAGUAUCAUGAUAAAAUUACUAAUACUGGGGCAUUUUUUAAAGGAUGAUGGUGACUCAGUCACUUAAUAUACUAGAAUUCUUCUUCUCAUUUAAUAUUAUCUGAAAGCAUAAGAUACCAGUAUGAGGUGAUUAUCAAAGA
This is a messenger RNA of Lingula anatina, 1780 nucleotides long. RefSeq lists its product as uncharacterized. The record is from RefSeq and is a predicted model, not a curated record. NCBI's taxonomy places the organism in Eukaryota, Metazoa, Brachiopoda, Lingulata, Lingulida, Lingulidae.